CUUCUCCUCCUGCGGGCCUCCUCGCCCAGCGGACUCCUACUCUGCUGCGCUCCGCUCCGUUCCGUUCCGCUCCCCUCCUCGCGGCAGCAAUCGAAUGUCUCCCGACGUAGACGCCGCCGUGGCAACCGCCGUCGCUCCCGGGGGAGGCUGCGGCGGUGACGGAGAGGCGGGCGCCGGCACGUCGUCGUCCCCGGCGUCCGCGGCGAACGGGCGGGCGUUGGUGCGGUGGGACCAGAUCCUCCCGCGCCGCUCCCUGCGGGUCCUCCUCGUCGAGCACGACGACUCCACGCGCCAGGUCGUCACCGCGCUGCUCCGCAAGUGCGGCUACCGCGUGGCCGCGGUCGCGGACGGGAUGAAGGCGUGGGGGGUCAUGCGCGAGCGCGCCUACGCGUUCGACCUUGUCCUCACCGAGGUCGCCAUGCCCUCCCUCUCCGGCAUCCAGCUGCUCUCCAGGAUCGUCGCCGCCGACGAGUGCAAGAACAUCCCCGUCGUCAUGAUGUCAUCCCAAGAUUCUAUUGGCACGGUGCUCAAGUGUAUGCAGAAGGGUGCGGUGGACUUCCUUGUGAAACCAGUGAGAAAGAAUGAACUGCGUAACUUAUGGCAACAUGUGUGGAGGCGGCAUGCAAUGAAUUGCCAGACAAAUGGAUCAGAAAAUAAUGCAGCCAGCAAUCAUAUUAGUGCCAACGUUGCUAAUGGGUCAAAGACAGGAGAAAACAGCGACGAGGAAAGUGAUGCCCAAAGCUUUGGUAGCAAGAGGGAUACUGAAAUUCAUAGUGUUGAGGCGGUACAAGAUAUUCGUAGAGAUGAAGUGGCUGGCUCAUCCAAAAAUAACGAACUACAAAAUAAGUCUUAUGAUGGAGUAAACACAAAAGUGGAUGUGUCAAAAUAUACCAAUGGUGCUCCAAGUGGAAGUGAGAAGAAUGUGCGGUCCAAAUGCCUUAACGGUAUUACUUCUGCAAAGGUGGCUGAGCAAAUUAUGGAUAAUGCCUUGAGGAUCACGGAUGCAAGUUCACGCCGUCCAACAAAUCUUGGCAAUGGUUUGGCUAUGACUGAGCCAGCAGCUGACAGAAAAUGUCAAUCUUCGGUCAUGGAAAAUAAUGCUGUCACAGAAAAUAACCCUGGUGAUAAGUCGAAGGGUGCUGCAAUAGGUCAUGCUGAUUCUUGCCCCUCCGAAUUUAUGGUGACCAACUUGGGGAAGGAACACCAUCUUAAUGGUUACAAAAACCAAGAAUUCAGGGAAAAAGAUAUCUUUAAUCACUCGAAUUCCUCUGCCUUUUCAAGAUAUGGCAAUAAAAGGAUAGAACCAUCAGGUGAGAUUCAGUUUUUCCCUUCUCCCUGCGUCAUUGGGCAAGGGCAUGUUAAUGGCAAGAACCCAGUUUUCCAACCCAAUGGGGUGUUGCUGCCUCCCAAUGAACAUAAUACAGGUGAGAGUACAAGGCAAGCUCGAAUUUCUCUGGACAGUAGGACAGAGGGUGCUGCCAUCCUGUGUUCCACUAGUGCCAGGGAAGAUGCUGGUGCAAAUAGUUCUUCCCAUAGAAAGGACAGUAUGAGCCAUCCCUCAUAUGGGUUUAUACCUGUUCCAAUUCCUGUUGGUGCCACGAUGCCGUACCAUUAUGGUGCGAUUCUGCAGCCCGUAUACUACCCACAGAGUCCUCUUAUGCACUGUGAUUCAGCUGGAAUCAACAAGGCAGCAAUCCAGCAUGCCUCUGGGCAACCUAAUUACCAUGAAGCUCCCGGUAAACCAUCUCAUGUUCUUAUUGAACACAAACAGUCAGAGGAAAACCACCAGUUGCAUCAUUCAAGACAAAUUCUUCGGGAAUCAGGAGAACCAAUUGACAUGGCGAGAGCUCACGUGGAUCGUGCUAACCAGACUGCAAGCUGCAGCCAAGGUAUCUGUAAAGGAAGUGGAUGCACAUGUAGUGGUGAAGCCGAUAUCAACGCAAACACAAUGGUUGCCCUAGAGAGUGGCAACGAGAGUGGAAUCCAAAAUGGUGACAGGUCUCGCCGUGAAGCUGCGUUGAUGAAGUUUCGCAUGAAAAGGAAAGAUAGAUGCUUCGAGAAAAAAGUUAGGUAUCAUAGCAGGAAGAAGCUCGCAGAGCAAAGGCCAAGAGUUAAGGGACAAUUUGUAAGCCAAAAGCUGAACUCAGCUACAACAACAGACGCAGAAGCUGACUCGUGACCGGCGUCAAGUCAUCACUGUAACUUAUUCUUCCCUUCCCACCAGGUGUGGGCAAUCGGACUUGUAAGACUGAAGGCUGGCAGAAGUUUUUUCCCUUCCAUGGUUAGCCUUUCUGCACAAUGGGUGAACUCUUGUGUCGGGUGUUUGGUGCCGUUGUGGCCUUAUUUUUGUAAAGUGCAUCAAAUUGACAAAUGUUCAGAGGGGAAUGGGUUGGGGGUUUAGGAAAACGGUGCAGCUGCCAGAUUUCGCCUAUGUACUUAGAUGUUUGUGGGGGGUGAGAAAGCAGAGCCUGUACAGCUUAUUCACCCAUUUUGUUGCCAUUACACUAGUAGUGACUUGUACUAUGACAACAGUAGACAUUGUUGUACAGCCUUACCAGUC
Molecule: messenger RNA, 2560 nt
Organism: Zea mays
Lineage: Eukaryota; Viridiplantae; Streptophyta; Magnoliopsida; Poales; Poaceae
Product: Two-component response regulator-like APRR9
Exons: 8
Coding region: 95-2179 (694 amino acids)
Biological process (GO): phosphorelay signal transduction system; cytokinin-activated signaling pathway
Molecular function (GO): protein binding
Source: RefSeq, marked validated